AUGUCCCUAAGAGGCCCCAGCGGCAAAUUCUCCCUCGCAGGCUUUGGUCGCAAAGUAUCCGGCGUCGACCGCCCCUCCUCCCCCGGUGAACACAAUUCGUCAGGGUACGAAGAUGAGGCGUCGCUGGUCCGCGAGUCGCAUGGCGGAGCAGGGUUUGAUGGGUUUGGACAAAAGUUGCAGGGCAAGUUGGCGCAUAAUCGGUUGUUGCCUUCAUUGGGGCAUAAGGAUUUGAGGCUGUUGCAAGACAUCAUUUCAUCGGAAAAGGGCGUAUUGGCGGGUACAGAAAAACUCUCCAGCGAAACCGCCAAAGCCUCCUCUGCCCUCCCGCCCUACGGCCAACAAGAAGGCCCCGACCUGCAAGACAUCCUCACCCAAUCAUCCACCCUCCUCAACCACCUCACCACCGCCCUCACCACCUUCUCCGGACACACCGCCAAUAUGCGCGCCUCCCUCAAAAAAGUACGAGAGAGGGAGGAGGGACUGAUGGAGCUCAAGUCGAGGAGAAAGACGACGGGGACAAAGGCGGAGGGGGCGGAGAGGAAAUUGAGCAAGAUGGGGCCGGAGAAUAAGGCGUUGCCGCAGCAGACCGAUCUGUUGGAGAGGUUGAGGCAGGAGAUUAGGCAGUUGGAUCAGGAUAUCUUGACGGAAGAGACCAAGAUGGGUGAUUUCAAGCGACAGGCGAUCAAGGAAGCACUCUCCUACAAGUUUGGCGGGCUGGAAGAGCUCGGCGAAAAGAUGUGCAUCAUCGGUGAACUCGGUAAACUCUUGCUCGAAGAAGUGCCCUUGGAAGAGACGCCGACGGGAUACGGCCGCGCGCCUUAUACGGGGUACGAUAAGACUGAGAGUGCCGUCAAUGAAGCUACCAAAUGCCUCGCGACGGUAGAAUUCCACGCAGCAAGCCACAAGCCCAAACCACCCGGUCUUCCCCAGCCAGGCUUUGCUGCUCCUCUCCGUACGCCUACCCUACCCCAUUCAGACUCGAACCACGACGAGCACGAACGCGGUAUCGCCGCUGCCGCAGACUAUGGUGACUAUCCCGCCAACUCUCCCCACAGUCCUCCCCGCGACUACUUGGGCGACAUUCCCGGCGUUGGGCAGGGCAGAGAGAGGGAAGCGACUUAUGCGUUGGAUAAUGCGGAUCCGUAUGGCGGGAUUGAGACGAACCCGUACGAACAUGCUGGGAGCGCGAACCCGUAUGACGAGUUUGGCGGUACGCGCCAAGUCGUCUUUGACUCGCCCCACCACGACCAGCCCACCCACUUUGUGGCUCCCAUCCCUCCUGCUGUCUCUUCACCCGCGGUGGACAGAGAUGCUGAGACUUCAGGUCAAGGCGAAGUGGAGCAUGGGUACGAAUACGAGCAGCAAAAGGCAAUGGAGGCGGAUGAUGCGUGGCGCAAGCUCGAAGCUGAAGAAGCGGCCUGGCGAACGCAGGCUGAAGCAGAAGAUUCUGCCGCUGCGUCGGGUGCCGUACUUCCUCCCGUCCCUAGCGACUCGCGCCCUGCGCCUCAGAUCUCUGCGGGCGCGCCUUGGGAACCUCUCAAGCUCUCUCGCCAAGAGACGCCCGACCACGCUUCUCGUUCCCUCCACGACGGUCCCUCGCACACAUAUCAACAACCCGCUGCUUCACAGGUAUACGAUCCCGCGCCCGCCUUGCCCAACCCGCAUGAUAAUAUUUCGCCUGUGAGCAGCGAACUCGCCCCUCCGCCUUCGGCAUGGAACACCCGCAGCGGCGGUACACCCACCCCCAGCCAAGGUCAUUCGGACGCCUUCCACACCCCUAUGGCUUCACCUCAACCCGAGGCCGUCACUCAGAUCCCGCCGGUACCCGACUACACCCCCGAAGGCGAAGAACUCGCCAUCCCCCCACCUGCUCAGAGCGUGACUCCCCCAGGCCAGACUCCUACGGGGCAAACACCGCCUUCGGUGGUCACCAGUCCCCGACAAUACUUUCCCGGGCAAGCGAUCCCCUCAGCGAGCGGGGGCAAGAUCUCAAAAGCCGCUUUCAGGCGGGGCAAGCCAAAGACGAGUUUGGGGCCGAAUGAUGAUAUCACGUCGCCUUCUUCCGUGAGUUCGGCUGGGAUCGCGGGGCAUGGUGCUGGUGGGCCUUCUUCGGCCGGGGCUGGGGCUGGGUAUGGGGAGGAAGAGUAUCAGGGGGUGAGGAGGUUGCCUGUGCCGCCUGUUGGUACCGAGGCGGAGGCGUUGGCGAGGGAGGGAGAUGUGAGCCCGCCGCCUGUUUAUCAGACCGAGGAGAGUUUGAGAUAG
Molecule: messenger RNA, 2262 nt
Organism: Cryptococcus wingfieldii CBS 7118
Lineage: Eukaryota; Fungi; Basidiomycota; Tremellomycetes; Tremellales; Cryptococcaceae
Exons: 4
Coding region: 1-2262 (753 amino acids)
Biological process (GO): endocytosis; eisosome assembly; negative regulation of protein kinase activity
Cellular component (GO): plasma membrane; eisosome filament
Molecular function (GO): lipid binding
Source: RefSeq, a predicted model, not a curated record